Messenger RNA from Archocentrus centrarchus (flier cichlid), 1509 nucleotides. RefSeq names its product secreted frizzled-related protein 2. Gene Ontology annotation, molecular function: Wnt-protein binding. Gene Ontology annotation, biological process: non-canonical Wnt signaling pathway; canonical Wnt signaling pathway. The transcript is spliced from 4 exons. NCBI's taxonomy places the organism in Eukaryota, Metazoa, Chordata, Actinopteri, Cichliformes, Cichlidae. The record is from RefSeq and is a predicted model, not a curated record. Bases 75 to 1184 code for a protein of 369 amino acids.
UUACUCAAAAGACAGACUUAAGGAUUUCUCCUAAUUUGCCAUCUGGAGUGCUCUGUCCUCAUUAAAUAUCCAGAAUGUCCCCCCAUUCAGCCUCCCUGCUAUUUAUCCUUCUGCUUUCUGGGCCCAUUAGCCUAUUAGCGCUGAGUCCUGGGAGAGUAAGUCCAGGGCUGGAGGGACGAGUGAGGGCAGAGGGUAAGGUUCGAUCUGGAGUAAAGGACAAGAGACACAGGACAAGUAUUGUGGACAACAGUGAAACUGGAUUUGGAGAUACCCGUGUUUCUAAACCAGGAGUUUUUCCAAGAGAGGAUGGUGAAGUACUAAGAGAGCCUGGUAUUAGUAACUUCAAGUCUACACUUUCUGUCAGUGAAGAUGGACUAUGGGAAUCCAGCAGCUCCUCUCGCUGUGUCUCUAUCCCAUCGGGCAUGGCCCUGUGCCAUAACAUUGGCUACAACACCAUGAGGAUGCCCAACCUGCUGGGCCAUGAGACUCCAGCUGAGGCUGUACAACAGAGUGCCAGCUGGUUGCCACUACUUGCCAGAGAGUGUCACCCUGAUGCUCGCAUCUUCCUCUGCUCUCUCUUUGCUCCCAUCUGCCUUGACAGAUUUAUUUCACCCUGCAGGAGCCUGUGUGAAUCUGUACGGGACAGCUGUGCACCAAUCAUGAGUUGCUAUGGCUACCCCUGGCCCGAAAUUCUGAGGUGCGACCAGUAUCCUGCAGACCAUCUCAUGUGCAUCUCCUCCAUCACCAACACCACUGCUGACACAGCGGGGCGUAGAGUACCACAGGCAAGCUGUCAGGACUGUGAGCUGGAGGAGGCCUCCUCAUCAAAAGAUUUACUUGAGAUCUUUUGUAGGAGUGAUUUUGUUGUGAAACUACGUCUGACAAGGCUCAAAUACAGUCCAGUCAGUCUAUCUCAGUUCUCACUGGCUGGUAAACUGGACAUCCUGAAGCAGGGAGCCUUGUUAGGAAGGCAGUUGCACUCGCGCAUUGAGCUGUGGCUGGAGAGAGAUGCCACCUGUGUGAGGAACAUGACACGCCAACACCCACGAGGCGGCACCUUCCUCGUGACAGGCACAGUACAGGGGGAGCGCCUGGUGGUCAACAAGGCUUUUGCCUGGCAGAGACGAGACAAGAAUCUGAUGGCAGCUGCACGCAAGUGGAAACAACACCGAUGCAGAAACUAGGAUUUUGUUAAGCUAGAAAAGGUUGAAUAGCUGAUUUGAACUGAAACAAGCACAUAACAGCUAUGAUUAGGGGGAUAGUGUUUAGAAUUUAAUCAUUAGCCUGGAAAUAAACUCAUAUCUUUUUUUCUUCCAAAUCACUUCCAAACAAUUGGUUAUGGAAGAACUAAUAGACAGUAAGAUGGUCAUAACAGUGCUCAAUCAGCAUCAGCAAUGUGUCACUCAGACUGAGGAGUUCAAAGAAAUAAAAGAUGUUAAAUAGAGAAUGUACAGGCUUUUUAUUGCUGGUCUUUAUUUGCAUGGCUUACCAAACAGCAAAGGUUUUAGG